Ilex paraguariensis (yerba mate) is the source of this 1257-nucleotide messenger RNA. The record is from the annotation of a GenBank genome assembly. NCBI's taxonomy places the organism in Eukaryota, Viridiplantae, Streptophyta, Magnoliopsida, Aquifoliales, Aquifoliaceae.
AUGAGCUCGAAUUUGCAUUUGAUUCCUCCUAAACCACCAGACAUCAAGAGAAAUUUUGCUUCUUUUUUUGUAAAACCUACGAGUUCUUUGAAGAAUGAUGAAAUCAGGUAUGGGUGUGGAAAUGUUUCUUCAUCUUCUGUGAGUCAAUUUGGUCUUGGAAUCCCUUUUGUUAUGCCUCCUUUGGUUAGCCAAAUCUCUUCAUAUGGCCAGUUACCCAUAAUCAUUCCUUCGCUAACUCAAGUUCCUUCGGUUUCUCAAAUUCCUUCGAAUGUUAGUUUUUCUUCAAUUUCUCAUUCUUCUAUGGUUGAUAAGGAUCAGGUUCCUUUGGUAUCUGAAUCUUUUGUCCCUUCGAUAGAUCUUCCUCAUACUAUGAAUCCUGUAUUGGCAUCUGCGGCUAUUCCAAAACCUGCGAAGAGGGUUGUCUAUAAUAACGGCGAACCAGUUGCCCAAGAAGAAUUGAUUGGUGGAAAUAAUAAAAGGGAAUGGCAAGUGGUAAAAGGGAAAGGUGUAACUUCUAAGGAGAGUCGAAGUAUAAGGGGAAGUUCUCCUUUGCAAAUUGAUGGGAAUAUGUUCAAUCUCCUUAGAGGUAACCAUUCUGGUAAGGAUGAUCAUAAGGAGGCAGGUCGAGUUAUUUUAAAUGAAAAGUCUGUUUUUGAAGGUGGGAAAAAGUUGUCUAAAUCUGCUGGUUUGAAUGUGGAGAAGGAAGGUUUUUCGGCUAAUGAAGGUGUAGUUUUUCCUGUUGAUCCAAUUCAAAUUACAGAGGAUGUUAUUGGUGAUAUUUUAGAUGGAAUAAUAGAGAGGGUUGUGGAGGAUGGAAAUUUGUUUGUUCCAGACCAAAUGGUUAGGAAUGGUGUUUCUGGGGAAAUACAGUUUGUCUCCUUAAGUCCAAUAAAUGAUCCUGCUAAAGUGGGUUCUUUGGCCCUAGUAGGAGAUUUGAGUGUGGGAAAUGGACAAAGGGGUUGUCAAGAUGGUGGCUCUGGAAAUGCAGUUGGAGGAAUUGAACAUUGUUUUUCUCCUUCUAAAGCUUCAUUUUAUUUGGAAAGAUUUACCAAGUCUAAAAGUGCUGCUUCCAUUUCUCUUGAUGAUGAAAGAGGAUUAGUCAGAAUUCGUGAGCCUCCUGACAAGGGAUAUUUUUUUGAUACAAGUACUUUGAAGAGUAAGGAUUUGUUGGGAAAAAUUGUGGAGGAUAGUGAAGGUUCAAAAUCAGAUUCAACCUCGGUGGAGUUUUCCUCUGCAGAGGUGGAGAUGAGGGUGUGA